Caenorhabditis angaria is the source of this 2790-nucleotide messenger RNA. Lineage: Eukaryota; Metazoa; Nematoda; Chromadorea; Rhabditida; Rhabditidae. The record is from the annotation of a GenBank genome assembly.
AUGUCGAGCCGUUUGGCGGCUUCUCGAAUUGUUCAAGCUGGUCGAGGAAUUGGGCAACCAACUGCAUUUGGAAAACGAAUGGAUCGAUUAACGAAUCGAGUUUGGGGAGAAGUUGUUAUGCCGACUGAUGUUAAAAGUUUGAAGGUUAGUAUUUUUGGUGGAUUUUUGGUUUAAAAAAUGGAAAUCUUAUAAAAAAAAGUUAUUUAUCUGGGUUUGAAAAUUGAAAGAAAACCCAUAUAGAAAAAAAUCAAAAUUUCCCGAUUUUCAAUUUUUUCUCAAAUUUAUGUACUCGUUUUCUGCUCCUUGACAUUUUUUGGAAUAAUCUUGCCAAUUUUAAUUUAAUUUUUUUUUCCAAAAAUCUCUCCCAAUUUUUGAAACCUAAUUGAAUUAUUAUUAUUUUGUAUAGAAUUUCUAUUCUGACUAAAAUACAAAAUUGGAACAGUGAAUUUUUUUGUUGAAAAAAAAUCAAAAUUUUGGGAACUUUACUACCAAAUUCAAAACAAAAUUCACUCCCAAUUUUGCAGGUUGUCCGUGUAAUGUCAGCUGAACCAUAUGAACAAAAAGAUCAAUUAUCACCCGAAUAUUAUCCAAAUCUACCAAUGUUCCAUUAUUUGACAAAAAUGCUUCGAUUCCAUGGAUUAUUUUUCGAUGAUCACGUUGUUUUUAGAGAGGUUCAAGAUAAUUUGAAAACAAUUCGCGGAAAAGUUGUUCGACCGCCAAUUGGACAAGGAAAACGAGCACAAUUACGUGGCAAAAAAUAAUUGUUGUUUUAUUAAAAAAUUUAAUUGUUUCUAGGUCUCUUUAUUGAAUAGAAUUGAAAAUAAAAUAACAAAUAUCUAUGACUCUUCUUUUUUUUCCGAAUAAAUAAACGGUCUUUCCGAUUAAUUCUCUCUCUGUUUCUUAUCAUUUUUGUCACGUUUUUCUCCUGUUUAAAAGUUUAGAAAUGGUUUUUUUCUAGAAAUGAAAAGAUCAUCGACUGGAAAACUAAAGGAGAAAAAUAAUAUGGAAUCACAAUCGGAUACGGAUUUAUUUGGAAGACCGAUAAAAUCGAAUGGAACUUGGGAUGCUGUGGUAAUUUUUUUAUAGAUUUCAGAAGAUUUAUGUUGUUAAUUCGUGGUUUUUUUUCAGGAAAAUGAUCUACUCGUAUUCACACAUGAUGAUUGUAAGCCGAAUGAAAAAGUAGCGUGUUUUGAUAUGGAUGGAACACUUAUUGAAACGAAAUCUGGAAAAGUUUAUCCAGUUGAUACCAGAGAUUGGAGGUUUGUUCUAAAAAGAAAUAAUUGAAUAAAAAAAUUAUAUUUUCCCGAAAUUCGGAAUUUUUAUCUUAAAAAAAUUUCUGGAAUAAUAAUAGUUUAUUCAUAAUACAUAGUUAUUUGACCCGAGCUCGUACCCGAAAAUGAUUAUUUACAUAAUAUGACAAGUUUAAAGAAAAAUUAUGACUAAAAUAUACCUUUUGGUCCAAUUUUUUUAAAUUUAUAAAUUUUGGACCUAAAACACUUCACUUUUUUAUAAGUUUAAAAUUGCCACGUGGAAUUUCAAAGUUGAAAUUUAGAAUUUUGGAAUUUUUGAUCCACAAUUUUUAUGGGAAAGUUUCACGUUUGAAAUUUCAAUCGAAACAUUUUCCAAAAUCCAUCGAAUUCAUAUCUUUCUCUCAAAUAAUUAUUUACAACUUCCCCCGCUCCACCAAAACAAUCUGAAAACCUUCCAGACUUCUCUAUUCGGAUCUUCCCUCAAAAAUGCGAGCGGUUCACGAAGACGGCUAUAAAAUUGUGAUAUUCACCAAUCAAAAAGGUGUUCAACUCGGAAAAGUCGACAAAAAUCUUUUCAAACGAAAAAUCGAGCAAAUUAUUGCGAAAAUUGGUGUCCCAAUUCAAGCAUUUCUUGCAACUUCUGGAGGAAUUUAUCGAAAACCGUGUAUUGGAAUGUGGAAUGAUUUGAAAGAGAGAAAUGGUGAUGUUGAAAUAUCGAUUGAGAAAAGUUUAUUUGUUGGAGAUGCGGCUGGAAGACAUAAGAGUAAUGUAAGAGAGUUGGAAAACAUUUCACUCUGAAAAUGAUUUUUUUUCCAGAUUCGCCCCAAAAAAGAUCAUUCUCACGCUGAUCGCUAUUUCGCCCUCAAUGUCGGCCUCAAAUUCUUCACCCCCGAACAAUUUUUCGAGAAAAAGAUGAAUGAUGAACCAUGGGGACCACCGUCUUUUGACCCGAAAGGUUUAUUUUCGGAAAGUUUGGGUUUGCUAGAACCAAAAGAUACAGUAAUCCCUGGGAAGAAUGUGGAAAUGAUUGUUAUGGUUGGAUUUCCGGGAUCUGGAAAAUCGACAUUUUCGAGAAAUAUUGCGGAGAAACAUGGAUAUGAGGUGAGGAACUUUUUGAACAUUUUGCCACGGGAUAGCUUUUUUUCAGAUCGUGAGUCGUGAUAUUCUUGGAAGUUGGCAAAAAUGUGUAGCUCGAGCUAAAUUUUUAUUGAAAGAAGGAAAAAGUGUUAUCAUAGAUAACACAAAUCCUGAUAAAGAAUCAAGAAAAAGAUAUACGGAAUUGGCGAAAGAAUUGAAUAUUGCAUGUCGAUGCUUCAAAAUGGCGUGUCAUUUGGCACAAGCUCAACAUAAUAUUCGAUUCCGUGGUUUGACAAAAGAGGGAAGUCAGGAAAUUAGUACGAUGGUUUUGCGAAUGCAUAACUCGAAAUAUGAGGAACCCGAGUUAUCCGAAGGUUUUGAUGAAAUUGUUACGGUUAAUUUCAAACCCGAAUUUGAAAAUGAAGAACACAAAAAAUUAUUUUCAAUGUUUCUUGUAGAAUAA